UAAUGUUGCUGACGAAACGGUAGUCGCUCGUUCAUGGGGAGAAAAAACAAUCGCUUCCGUGUUGUUAUCGGUUGUUAUUCUGGCAAAUACUCGUUUAGUACUAGAGUCAAAGCGGGAUUGCUAGGCAGUUAUUUGGUGGUUAAACCAUUAUGGUCUUGUAGGAUCAAUACAUAGUAUAGUUUUAUUUGCCAGAAUGUCGUUGCUACAUGGCUCCAAGAAAAAGGACAAGCGUAUUUUGUCCGGUACCUGCCCAGACCCGAAAUGUCAGGCGAGGCUAUUCUUCCCUGCUUACGGUUCGAUUAGCAUUGAAUGCACAGAGUGUGGCCAACGCCACGAACAAAAUAAUCUUUUAAAUGUGGAAGAAGUAACUGAUCCAGACGUUGUGCUUCACAAUUUGUUAAGAAAUGCCUUACUUGGUGUCACUGGUGCACCGAAAAAGGGAACAGAGCUGGUGAAAGUGAUGGGGCUUUCCAACUACCAUUGCAAGCUCCUUUCUCCUAUUCUCACAAGGUAUGGAAUGGAUAAGCAGACGGGAAAAGCGAAACUGCUGCGGGAAAUGAAUCAAGGAGAAAUGUUUGACUGUUCACUUCUAGGAGACAGGGCGUUUCUAAUUGAACAGGAGCAUGUAUCUACAGUUGGCUAUGGCAAGGACAGAUCCGGGAGCCUGAUAUACCUUCACGACACUUUGGAGGAGAUGAAGAAAGCAAACAGCAACAAAGAAUGCCUCAUUCCUGUUCAUGUGGAUGGAGAUGGACAUUGUCUUGUUCAUGCUGUGUCCAGGGCCCUGGUAGGCAGAGAACUGUUCUGGCAUGCCUUGAGAGAGAAUUUGAAACAACAUUUCAAACAAAACUUGGAUCGCUACAAGGCACUCUUUCAGGAUUUUAUUGAUGCAGCCGAAUGGGAGGACAUCAUCAACGAAUGUGACCCCCUGUUUAUCCCACCGGAGGGUGUGCCACUGGGACUUCGGAACAUUCACAUAUUCGGCUUGGCCAAUGUGUUGCACCGCCCCAUAAUUUUGUUAGAUUCACUGAGUGGAAUGAGGAGCUCUGGGGAUUACUCUGCAAGUUUUCUCCCAGGGCUUGUGCCGGAAGAGCAGUGCAAAGGAAAAGACGGGAAGUUUAACAAGCCUAUAUGCAUCGCCUGGAGUAGCUCAGGGCGUAACCACUACAUCCCCCUCGUCGGGAUAAAGAACACCCUUCUCCCCAAGCUGCCACCGAGGCUUCUCCCCAAGGCAUGGGGAGUGCCACAGGAGCUCAUCAAGAAGUAUAUAAAGCUGGAACAAGAUGGGAGCUGUGUCAUCGGGGGAGACAGGAGCUUACAAGACAAGUAUGUGAUGAGACUGGUCAAUGCCAUGGAGGAGAUCUUCAUGGAGAAGCAUGGAAUCCACCCCUCCCUGGUGGCAGACGUGCAUCAGUACGUUUACAGACGGACCGGUGUGAUCGGCGUCCAACCCGAAGAGGUGACGGAGGCUGCCAGGAAAUCAGUCAUGGAAAACCGGCUACAUCGCUGUCUGAUCUGCAAUGCACUCUCUGAGCUUCAUGUUCUACCUGAGUGGCUGGCUCCAGGUGGUAAGCUUUACAACCUGGCUAAAUCCACCCACGGGAAGCUCAGACCUGACAAGAACUACAGCUUCCCGCUGAACAAGGUUGUCUGCUGUUACGACCCUGAGAGGGACAUCCUCAUUCCUGACUACAAGCUGAGCUCUUUGAACACAUGCAACUGGUGCCACGGCACCUCCGUGCGCCACAUCCAUGGCAACGGCUCUGUGGUGUAUCUGGAUGGAGACAGAACCAACACCCGUUCCCAGGGGGGCAAAUGUGGCUGCGGCUUUAAGCACUACUGGGAGGGAAAGGAAUACGACAAUCUGCCAGAGGCUUUCCCCAUCACUCUGGAGUGGGGUGGGCGGGUUGUGCGGGAGACUGUGUACUGGUUCCAGUAUGAGGUUAAUGUGGACCUGAACAGCAACGUGUAUGAUGUCGCCAUGAAACUGGUCACCAAGCAUUUCCCUGGGGAGUUUGGCAGUGAGCUCCUAGUGCAGAAAGUGGUAAACACCAUUUUACAUCACACUGCCAAGAAGAAUCCAGACGAGUAUAACCCAGUCUCCAUUGACGGGGCGCAUGCUCAGAGGCUCACAGAUGUGGUGGAAACCCAGCAGGCUGUUGUUGACACACAGCCACCGACUAAGAUCAUACUAACUGGGCAGAAAUCAAAGACCAUUCACAAAGAGGAGCUUACAGUGAGUAAGGCAGAGCGGAGCCUUCAGCAGAGCAUCAGCGAGCAGGCCCUAGUGACCCAGAAGAGGAGGACGGAUCGACUGAAGCAGGAGCAGAAGGGACAGGGCAGGCCACCCUCCCCAAGUGCUGCUCAGGAACAUUCCUCCUCCUCCCCAGCCACACCCACCAAAUCGUCCUUCUCCCCCACUUCCAGCAAGGAGAAGAAGAUCCGUGUCACCACUAGCGACGGGCGGCAGGCCAUGCUCACUCUACAGGCUCAGACCACCUUCUCUGAGCUCCAGAGGAGCAUUGCUAAUGAGUUCACCAUGCCUCCAGCCCAGCAAUGUAUCCGACAUGGAUUCCCACCCAAAGAACUUUUCCCUCCCAAGGAUGGAGCAGAGAAUGAACCGGUGGCUCUCCAACAUGGGGACAGGGUGACUGUGGAGAUCCUGAGAGGUCCAGAGGACCGCAAGGCAUCCGCCCCAAGUGCUUCCAGUUCCCAUUCAACCCUGCAUUCCCUCCUCUCUGUGAAGAGUGAUGAUCCAGUGACUUCCAGCAGAAUGAAUACUAGCAGAGAGCUGCAGGACAACAUUGACCUUGAGAUGUCCUCCCUCUGUCUCCUAGCAACCUUAAUGGGAGAAGAUGUCUGGUCAUAUGCCAAAAAACUGCCUCACUUAUUCCACCAAGGUGGAGUUUUCUACAACAUUGUGAAGAAAGAUAUGGGCCUGAUGGAUGGCAAGCACUGCACCCUCCCACACCUGACUGGAAAGACGUUUGUUUACAACGCAGCAGAGGAGCGUCUGGAGCUGUGUGUGGAUGCAGCGGGACACUUUCCCGUGGGCCCUGACGUGGAGGACCUCGUCAAGGAGGCCCUGGUGCAGCUCCGCUCUGAAGCUGCCUCCAGGAGUCGCGAGGGAAGCCCCUCUCACAGCCUGCUGAAGCUCGGGAGUGGAGGUGUGGUGCGCAAGAAGGAGCAGCUCCAAAGUGUCAACGCCUUCCAGGGUAAGGGCCACUCCCUGGGCAGCGCCCCAGGCGGCUCUCCCCCUGAACACAAGCCCAUCACCCGCCAGCACAGCAGCGGGGUGGACCUGAGCGCCAGCGCCUCCAAGGGACCUGACCUGUCUGACAUCUCAGAGGACGCAACCAAGGAGUUGGUGCGCAUGGCUCCCGGUUUUGUCACCAUGAAAGACAGCCGACACCUGGACCCUAGUAUGAUCGAAGAACAGAGGAAAAAACUACAGGAGAUGGUCUCAUCCAUCCAGGCCUCCAUGGACAGGCACCUGAGGGAGCAGAGCAAUGCAGGGGCAGGCAUUGGGGGCCCUGCAGAGAGGACAAGUGGGGCUAAGAUGAGUGCUUCCCAAUCUGCCCCAGGGGCAGGCGUAAAGGAGGCCUCUUCUAUGGACGUAUCUACUACAGGUGCUCAUAGCACAUCACUGGAGGCAGGGAACAAGCCUGAUGGAAAGGAUGCAGGGUCAGAGGAGCUGGAGGAAAUGGAUAGCCAGGAUGCAGAGCAUACCAACGCCCUGGAGCCAAUGGAUCAUUCCUGAUGGGAAAAGGGCCUGGUCCUAUACUUUUCUCAGUCAUGAUCAUUCACCCCUCUAUCUGGUUGGCAUUAGUGUGGGAAUGCUUCAGGUUGUAUCCACGCUUUGGUAUUCAUUGUGUUGUGUUGUCUUUUACUGCAUGAUUGACAAGAGGUUGACUGUUUCUGCCUCUGGUGACAGUCUAAUGCUAUUAUACAGAAACAUGCACCGAGACCCAAGGAGCAACGCUGCUUCCUGUGUGUGAAAUACAUCCAUGUACAUGUCCUCCAUGUCUUAAAGGUCCAAUGCAGCUGUUUUUAUCUGAAUAUCAAAUCAUUUCUAGUUAACGAUUUCUAGUUAACAAUACCUUACUAACCAUGUUUCCAUUCACAGUUUUUAUGUGAGUAAAGUCAUACUGCAUUAAAAAAAAAAUAAUAAUCACAAUCGUUGUGGUGGAAAUGGGAGGUUUCCGGUACAAUUUUGUAAAUGACACAGAUAAUUUGUUCUUUCGACAUGGUGGGAUCUUUUUGUGUCGGUAAAAUUAAUUAUGCCAGAAAUGGCGGUGGAAACGCCUUUAUUCGUAAAUAUUGAUAUAAUAACCGUCAUAUCAAAGUAAAUUUAGAGUCAUGCGAUGACAUGGUGUGUGGUCCUCGACUCCUCCCGCUACAACUCGGGAAAUGAUGCAGUUAAUCAGGCUAUGGAUGAAAUAAGUUACGAUGAACUUCACAGGGUGGUGAAAGUGCACAGUGAUGAGCUUGACCUUCCUUUCCAAUAAAUGUAGAGGGUCUUAUUCUGGUGACAUGAUGAUCGAUGCUUGACUGCCGUUUGACAAAUAAAAAGAUUCUCUCUCUUAUUCAUAAUAAGCACAUCAUGUAGACUAACCGACACGCAGAUCCUACCUGCACUGCAUCUGCGAGCUGUUGGCUAGCGCGCACAUACCAAGACCAGAGUUGGCACGUUUGCUAUUUAAAGCAACAGUUAGUUUUGUCACAAUCUGUAGAGUUGAAAAUGCGAUGGAAACACAUUGAACGUUUAGAAUUUUUAUUCGGUACAUGAAAACAUAAACAACAAAGUAGAUGUUGUGUGCACUACAUCACUCACUGACCUUUAUCUGCAACAAGUCAUGGAAACCUAGCUACUGUGAUUGUUUUCAAUUCAAAUGGUCAACAAAAAACAAAUCACUUCUUAGGAAUUUCUCAAGCAAUAUUUUUGCAAGGAGUGGGGAAGGGGAAAACAGGAAACGAUCUGUUAUUGGCAGAGAGAUAUGAAACUCUUUCUUAUUGGUCUAUUAACUAAUUUACCACCUGGUGAUUUCACCAGGCAGGCCAAAACACCAUCCCACCAAAUCACUCUGAAGUUUUAGGUGGUCUUUUCAAACAGCUCAUACGCUAAAGGGGCAUUAUCAUUUUCACAAUUUCACAAGAUUAUUCCAACCUCAUAGUGUGGGAUUGUAUAUAAAACAGAGGAAAAUGUUGGACUGCACUGGGCCAUUAAGACAAGAGGGAGUUGAAGAGCUUGAGUUAAGAGCCUAUCCCACACUAGCAUUGUAAUGACCGCAAACAUCCGCUUCAGCAAAGUGCACACUGUAAAGGCAUUAGCCCUCAAACAUGAUAACCUACCAUCACAUUUAUUGCUUUACCAACAUACUUGCUUUACCAACACAUUGCUUUAAAACAACAGUGAAAUAUUCCAAAUUAAGUUUCUUUUCUGGAACGUUGCUCCCUAUAUGAAGGUUUGCUGUCUUAAUUCUUGAAGGAAGGUGAUGCGUGCCCUUAUGAUAAGUAACAAAAAUCAACAUUUGUUGUUGAAAAACCUUUUUUUAGUUUGGAUUUGUUUUUGGAAAAUUGUAUAAGAAUUUAAAGAUUGUUUAAAAUGUCAUUUAGAUUAAUGCCAUUUCAAGUGAAGCACUGUUCUGAAAAUAACUCAGUUUAUUGGUGGAAAUUGGUGAAUUUAUUUUUGCUGGUUUGUAGUGAUUGCGGAUAAUGCCUGUUGAUUCUUUUGGGUUCAAGGUUCAUGCUACUUACUGGUUUGAAGUUAUUUAUGCUACUUUUCAUAUUUCUCAUGAAACCCAAAUGAGUGGCCCAAGUUAAGUGUGCUGUACAAGUGCUGAACUACUUGAUGUGGAACUGUAUUCUAUUGGAAGGCCCAGCAUAACGGCAGGGUAGCCCAGUGGUCAGAGCGUUGGCCUCGUAACCGGAAGGUUGCAAGUUCAUACCCCCGAGCUGACAAGGUACAAAUCUGUCGUUCUGCCCCUGAACAGGCAGUUAACCCACUGUUCCUAGGCCGUCAUUGAAAAUAAGAAUUUGUUCUUAACUUUUUGGACUUUAGUGAAUGAUUGAAUGCAGUGCGGGAUAUUUUUUCAAAAUACAUCUCUAAAAUAAGACUUGAUUUGUGAAUUUCUUUACCAUAUACAGUGCCUUCGGAAAGUAUUCAGACCCCUUGACUUUUUCCACAUUCUAAAAUUGAUUAGUUUUUUUAUCUCCUCAAUCUACACAUAAUACCUAUAAUGACAAAGCAAAAACUGGCUUUUAGAAAUUUAUGAAGAUAAAAAAAAACGGAAAUAUCACAUUUACAUAAGUAUUCAGACCUUUCACUCAGUACUUUGUUGAAUCACCUUUGGUAGUGAUUACAACCUCGUGUCGUCUUGGGUAUGACGCUACAAGCUUGCCACAUCUGUAUUUGGGGAGUUUCUCCCAUUCUUCUCUGCAGAUCCUCUCAAGCUCUAUCAGGUUUGAUGGGGAGCGUUGCUGCACAGCUAUUUUCAGGUCUCUCCAGAGAUGUUCGAUCGGGUUCAAGUCCGGGCUCUGGCUGAGCAACUGAAGGACUUUCAGAGACUUGUCCUGAAGCCUCUCCUGUAUUGUCUUCACUGUGUGUUUAGGGUUGUUGUCUUGUUGGAAGGUGAACCUUCGCUCCAGUCUGAGGUCCUGAGCGCUCUGGAGCAAGUUUUCAUCAAGGAUCUCUCAGUACUUUGCUCCGUUCAUCUUUGCCUCGAUCCUGACUAGUCUCCCAGUCCCUGCCACUGAAAAACAUCCACACAGCAAGAUGCUGCCACCAUUAUGCUGCCACCACCAUGCCAGGUUUCCUCCAGCCGUGACGCUUUGCAUUCAGGUCAAAGAGUUCAAUCUUGGUUUCACCAGACCAGAGAAUCUUGUUUCUCAUGGUCUGAUAGUCUUGAGGUGCCUUUUGGCAAACUCCAAGUGGGCUGUCGUGCCUUUUACUGAAGAGUGGCUUCUGUCUGGCCACUACCAUAAAGGCCUAGUUGGUGCAGUGCUGCAGAGAUGGUUGUCCUUCUGGAAGGUUCUCCCAUCUCCACAGAGGAACUCUAGAGCUCUGUCGGUGACCAUCGAGUUCUUGGUCACCUGUCUGACGAAGGCCGUUCUUCCAUGGUUGUUCAGUUUGGCUGGGCGGCGAGGUCUAGAAAGAGUCUUGGUGGUUCCAAACCUCUUCCAUAUAAGAAUGAUGGAGGCCACUGUGUUCUUGGGGACUGUAAAUGCUGUAGACAUUUUUUGGUACCGUUCCCCAGAUCUGUUCCUCGACAAUUCUGCCUCGGAGCUCUAUGGACAAUUCCUUCAACCUCAUGGCUUGCUUUUUGCUCUGAUAUGCACAGUCAACUGUGGGACAUUAUAUAGACAGGGGUGUGCCUUUUCAAAUCAUGUCCAAUCAAUUGAAUUUACCACAGGUGGACUCCAAUCAAGUUGUAGAAACAAGUGGCCUUCCGGGUGGUGCAGUGGUCUAAGGCAGUGCAAGCUGUGCCACCAGAGACCCUGGGUUCGAGCCCAGGCUCUGUCACCCAUGGGGCGGCGCACAAUUGGCCCAGAGUCGUCCGGGUUAGGGAUGGUUUGGCUGGCAGGGAUAUCCUUGUCUUAUCGCGCACUAGGAACUCCUGUGGCGGGCCGCGCACAGCUCACGCUGACCAGGUCGCCAGGUGUACGGUGUUUCUUCCGGGUGCGGCUGGCUUCCGGGUUGGAUAGGCAUUGUGUCAAGAAGCAGUGCGGCUUGGUUGCGUUUCGGGGGACGCAUGGCUCUCGACCUUCGCCUCACCCGAGUCCGUACAGGAGUUGCAGCGAUGAGUUAAGACUGUAACUACUACCAAUUGGAUACCACAAAAUUGGGGGGUAAAAAAUUAGAUGAUCAAUGGAAACAGAAUGCACCUGAGUUCUAUUUUCGAGUCUCAAAGGGUCUGAAUACUUUUCCCGAUCGAACAUACUUCAGUUUUUUAUUUAUUUUUAUAAAUGUGCAAAAAAAAUGACAAAGUUUUCGCUUUGUGGGGUAUUGUGAAGAAAUUGAUUUAAACUCAGAAAAAAAGAAGUGUUCCUUUUUCAGGACCCUUUCUUUCAAAGAUCAUUUGUAAAAAUCCAAAUAACUUCACAGAUCUUGUGAAGUUUUGUUCAAUGCUUGUUCAAUGACCCAUAAACAAUUAAUGAACAUGCUCCUGUGUAAGACAGCUUAGGCAGUUAAGGUCACAGUUAUGAAAACUUAGGACACUAAAGAGGCCUUUCUACUAACUCUGAAAAACCCCAAAUGAAAAAUGACCAGGGUCCCUGCUCAUCUGCGUGAACGUGCCUUAGGCAUGCUGCAAGGAGGCAUGAGGACUGCAGAUGUGGCCAGGGCAAAUCUGGUGCAGUCCUUGAGGAGGAGAUGCCCUGCAGUACUUAAUGCAGCUGGUGACCACACCAGAUACUGACUGUUACUUUUGAUUUUGACCCCCCUUUGUUCAGGGACACAUUAUUCAAUUUCUGUUAGUCACAUGUCUGUGGAACUCGUUCAGUUUAUGUCUCAGUUGUUGAAUCUGAUGUUCAUACAAAUAUUUACACAUGUUAAGUUUGCUGAAAAUAAACGCAGUUGACAGUGA
Oncorhynchus keta (chum salmon) is the source of this 8585-nucleotide messenger RNA. It is a transcript of the gene vcpip1, whose product is annotated as valosin containing protein (p97)/p47 complex interacting protein 1. Bases 194 to 3760 code for a protein of 1188 amino acids. The transcript is spliced from 3 exons. Lineage: Eukaryota; Metazoa; Chordata; Actinopteri; Salmoniformes; Salmonidae. The record is from RefSeq and is a predicted model, not a curated record. Gene Ontology annotation, molecular function: cysteine-type deubiquitinase activity. Gene Ontology annotation, biological process: protein K48-linked deubiquitination; endoplasmic reticulum membrane fusion; protein K11-linked deubiquitination.